Messenger RNA from Danio rerio (zebrafish), 415 nucleotides. The record is from RefSeq and is a predicted model, not a curated record. Lineage: Eukaryota; Metazoa; Chordata; Actinopteri; Cypriniformes; Danionidae.
GAUCAGUGGGGACACGUGGAGGAGAUCGAGCUGGUGAAUGAUGGAUCCGGUCUGGGAUUUGGGAUUGUCGGUGGAAAGACGACAGGGAUGGUGGUCAGAACCGUGGUGCCAGGCAGCGUUGCAGAUAAGGACGGGCGUCUGAGGACAGGUGACCACAUCCUGCGCAUCGGGGACACCAUGACUAGAGGUCUGGCCAGUGAUCAGGUGGUGCAGGUGCUGCAGGCCUGCGGUGCUCAUGUGCGGAUGCUGAUCGCUCGAGAACCACUGGGGGCCAAACAGCCUGCACCUCCACCGGCCCCUGCCAUGGGCCCUGUCAGCUCCCUGCCUCCUCCACCACCUGUGCCAGCCCGCAGAGCCAGCAGAACGGUACGCUCACACGACCGAUAAAUACAACAAACAAACUUUUCAUUAGAUU